Molecule: messenger RNA, 1668 nt
Organism: Apiotrichum porosum
Lineage: Eukaryota; Fungi; Basidiomycota; Tremellomycetes; Trichosporonales; Trichosporonaceae
Exons: 4
Coding region: 1-1668 (555 amino acids)
Source: RefSeq, a predicted model, not a curated record
AUGACAUCGUGGCAAGACAUAUCGGCCCUCAAGUGCAGCGAGCGGGACAGCCUCAUCCCGCCAGCAUGGCGCCUGCCCUCGCACUACCUCUCGACCAAGAUGACAAACGUCAUGGACGUCGCACGUAGAUGUGGGAUCCUCACGCCGGCCGAACUGGCCAUCACCGAGCUGUCCGCGCCCGCCCUCGUCAACCGCAUGCUCUCGCGCAACCUCUCCAGCGUCGCUGUCGUCACGGCGUUCUGCAAGCGCGCCGCCGUCGCGCAGCAACUCACCAACUGCCUCACCGAGAUCAUGUUCACGCAGGCGAUCGCGACGGCCGAGGCGAUUGACGCCGAGUAUGCCAAGACUGGACGGGCGAGGGGCGCGCUCCAUGGCCUCCCCAUCAGCCUCAAGGACAACAUUGACGUUCCCGGGUUUGACUCCAGUACGGGGUUCAUCGCCAACGUGGGCGACAAGGCGUUCAGCGACGCCGAGCUCGUGCGCGUUCUGCGCGCCGAGGGUGCCGUGUUCCACUGCAAGACGAACGUGCCCACGGGAAUGAUCCUGGGCGAGACGUACAACAAUGUGUGGGGGCUCACCACCAACCCGCACAACACGCAGUAUGCGUGUGGCGGCUCGAGUGGCGGCGAAGGCGUGCUCCUCGCGCUCCGCGGUUCCCCUCUGGGUGUCGGGAGCGACAUUGCGGGCUCGAUUCGGCUCCCCAGCGCCGCGUGUGGCAUCUAUGGCCUCAAACCCAGUACGCACCGCAUCUCCAUGAUGGGCAUGCGUGCGGGCGCCGGCCCGGGCCAAGAGUCCAUCCGACCCGUGACGGGACCCAUGAGCGCCGACCUAGCGAGUCUCGAGUUGAUGGCUCGGGUGGCCGUGGGCAAGGGGGGCGAGCACGACCACCUCAUGGUACCCAUGCGAUGGCGCGAGGUGACACUUCCGACCAAGCUGUGUUUCGGCCUCGUUCUCGACGACGGCGUCGUCCGCCCCACACCAGCGGUCGCCCGUGUCCUCCUCGAAACCAAAGCCGCGCUCGAAGCGGCCGGCCACAAUGUCGUGGUAUGGACACCGCCCAACGUCAGCGACGGCAUCAAACUCCUCUUCCGUCUUAUGCAAGGUGACAGCGGCGCGGCCUUCCGCGCCACCAUGGUCGGGGGCGCCAACCCGGAACCGUGGCCCCGGGGACUGGAGUAUGUCGAGAAGACGUACCAGCGGACCAAGGACCGCCCGACUCCCGUCUCGGCACAGUGGAAACUCAACAUUGAGCGGACCGCGUACCUCUCCAACUUGCUCAGCGCCUGGGACGAGACACGCAAAGUGUCGGGCACGGGCCGGCCGUUUGAUGGCCUCAUAUCGCCCGUCACGGCGUUCCCGGCCUGUCCACACUAUACGUUUGCGUACACGGGCUACUGCUGUCUCUGGAACCUGGCCGAUUUCAGCGCUGUCAGCUUCCCCGCAGGCAACGUGAAGCGUGCCGACGUGAAAUCGGAGAUGCUUUCGGGAGGGUUCCGCAAUGCCGACGAGAAGAGUAUCUGGGAUCAUUACGACGUGCAGCAGCUCGCGGGAAUGCCCGUGGGCCUACAGGUCGUCACAUCGCGGUAUACAGAGGAAAAGGCUAUCAAGCUCGCUACGGUUAUCGACAAGGCAAUUGGGGUAAACAGCCGGGCGAGCAGCAAGUUGUAG